This is a messenger RNA of Fomitopsis serialis, 1527 nucleotides long. RefSeq lists its product as uncharacterized. Bases 260 to 1402 code for a protein of 380 amino acids. Lineage: Eukaryota; Fungi; Basidiomycota; Agaricomycetes; Polyporales; Fomitopsidaceae. The transcript has 3 exons. The record is from RefSeq and is a predicted model, not a curated record.
AUAACGACCAGCAGCAUCCCGGAGGAAAGCCAGCGCUGGGGCUGGCCUCGUCAGCCUCCCGCCCACCUGGGCUCUCUCCAAGCUCUAUCUUACCGUUCGGCGGACGGCUGACAAUGUCAGCCCUCGCUCCGGGCCAGCAGGAUAUAAACCGUUCUCAACGCUAUCCAGCCUUCUCCAGUGAACGUUUGAACCCCCGCCAUCCCGCCUCCGGAAAGCACUACAGUCCUAUUCUACCAUCGCCAACUAGUUCACUGCCAUCAUGCCGAUCGUAUCCUCCUUCUUCUUCGCUGCCUUGGUCUUGAUCUACGCUGCCUUCAACGGCAAGGACGUCAUCCUCGAUGGGCUUGGCAAGGUGCAGAAUGCCAUGGACGUGGCGUUGCAGUCCUUCCAGCUUCCCAUGCUUUCACUCUCUGUGUGGGACUAUGGGCCACCAACGCCGCCCGGCUCGUCGCUCGAACUGCACACGAUCUUCGGCGAAGGCGAGUACACCGCGGGCGAAUACCUGGACUGGUACGUCUCCAACGGGACCUCCACCCUCUGGCCUGGCGACGCUCCCUACAACAUCAGUUCCCUUGACUGGUUCGUCGAGGACGACUACACGCCAUCUGGUCUCUCUGGUUCUGGCCUUGGUCUUGCGCUGGACUCUGCUGACGACCUGAAUGGUGCAUCCUACCUGAACGCGACCGACCCUCGUCUCCGGUGCUACAUUGACGUCGACUUCCGUGUCCUUCCGUCAGCCCCUUCGAGCUCUACUGUCGGUACUGCGUCCUCUACGGACUCGCCCACGGAGUCCCACACAUCGGAGCCCGAGUCGUUGAUCACUUCGUCAGCCACCGCGGUCAGCGAGACUACCACGACGGCAAGGUGCUUCAUCGGCGCAGAGUACGUCGCCUCGGCCACUGGCUCGUUCGUUCUCCCCACCUCCACCGCCGUAUCGGAGCCCACCAUCGUCUACGGCCCCUCGCCUUCUUCGGCCUCUCCUGAGCUCCGUUCUGCGGUGCCGUGCCCUACGGCCCCCGUCGACUCCUUUGUUCCCGAGGAGGGCGGCAAGCAAGACACUGGAUCUGGCUUGUUCUCGUUCGUCUUCGCGUGCUUGGAGGCCUUCCGCGAGUUCCUCGGUGCGCCUCAGCACAAGUUCUACCCCAUCAUCGUGCUCCCCGUCCCCGCCCUGUUCGCGUGGUGGCUGGACGGUGGGUUCGAGAAGGAGGCUGACGACACGGACGACGAGCAAGAGCCAGUCGAGCAAGAGCAGCACAAGCGUGAAGGCAGGGACAAGCACCUGAGCUUCGACGCUGCCCUUCGCUCUUCUGACUCCGACAGCGACUUCGAAGUUGAGGAGGAUUCCUUCGUCGCAGCUGCCACAUGGGCUGGAGAGGGUAUUAACUCCUCUGUGCCCUUUUAAGAGGUCUCUCCACUUCCCCAAUCCUUGCAUGGUACGUCUUCGCAGAUUGAUGUCGCGUCAGUAUAACAUUUACGCCAUUCUAGUCUGGUUUCGGUCUCGGUUUCAAUUUCUAUCUUCACGCAUGG